Messenger RNA from Ictalurus furcatus (blue catfish), 4841 nucleotides. It is a transcript of the gene fam114a2, whose product is annotated as family with sequence similarity 114 member A2. The transcript has 14 exons. Lineage: Eukaryota; Metazoa; Chordata; Actinopteri; Siluriformes; Ictaluridae. Bases 154 to 1695 code for a protein of 513 amino acids. The record is from RefSeq and is a predicted model, not a curated record.
AGCUCUUAACACACUUUCUAGGUUGAUAGCUGAAGAAAAGAUCAACUAGGAAAAACAAAUCGACUCAGGCGUUGGACAGAAAGUCCAGUGACGUGGCCUCGAGGAUCACCCGAGUUCUGAUACAUACAACAAUUAAUAGAAUUAUGUUAUAAGAUGUCAGACAGCGAACACCCAGCCACUGACCUACAGGAGAACGUGGAAGGCCACGUCCCCAAAGAGCCACCGCCUGCGUCACACAGUGAUUCUUCACAUGACGCGCAAAGUGACAGCUCAGCUGACGUAGCCCCGACUCGAAAGACGAGGAAGAGACCGGAGAACAAACCACCCCCUGAAGUCCAGGAACGUCCAGAGACGGCCAGCGAGGCAGAAAAUGCAUCGAAGGCUUCUUCACAGACAACUGUUUCCCAAGGUGGUUGGGGGAGCUGGGGAAGCUGGGGGAAGUCUCUUCUUUCUACAGCCACAGCCACAGUUGCCACCGUAGGCCAAGGACUGUCUCAGGUCAUCGAGAAGGCAGAGACGUCUUUGGGAAUUCCCAGUCCUACGGAGCUCUCUGCCCAAAUGGAAAAGGAAGAGGAAGCUGAUGCUCCUUCCAGCUCCAGUGAAGGAAACACAGGAGAAGGAGAUGGUAACGUGUUGGGAAGUGCUAUGGGAAUGCUGUCCUCCAGCAGUAUGGGAAUGCUGUCCUCUCUAUCCAGUGUGGUGCAGAGUACAAGUAAAACGGUAAUAAGUGGUGGACUGGACGCUUUGGAGUUUAUUGGUAAGAAGACGAUGGAUGUGAUAGCAGAAGGAGACCCUGGCUUCAAAAAAACCAAAGGCCUGAUGAACAGAACGUCCACCUUGUCACAGGUUUUAAGGGAGGCGAAGGAACGAGAGGAACAGCAGACCGCCGAGAACGUCACCUCAGAAACAGAGAAGAAGGCUCAUUAUGGGAUGUUGUUUGAUGAGUUCCAGGGCCUGUCGCAUCUAGAAGCCUUGGAGAUCCUGUCCAGAGAGAGUGAAGCGAAGGUGAAAUCAGUGCUGACCACGUUAUCGGGCGAGGAGCUGACCGCUCUGAGGGAUGAUCUGGAGCAGAUCAAGGAGUCCUUCUCCCUGAUGGAGUUCGAUGAAGAGGAGGUAGACGACCCAGAAGUCGACGCCGGUGAAGAUUUCCUUAAGGAACUGACCGAUGCUCUUAAAAAGCUUCACAUAUCUACGACAGCGGAGAGGCUUGGCAAGGCUAGGAAGAAUGCAUUUGACCGUAUUAUGGACAUGAAGAUCCCAACUGAAGCAAAGCAGCAGCCAGAAGAGGGCAGCGAGCAGGAGGCCACGGUGACCAAGUGCACUGUUGAGGAUGCUCACUUCUCUGCUAUCACGAGCUUGGCAGAGCUCACAGCCAGAUCCAUUGAGCAGUUCCACAAGGUGGCAGAAAUGCUUCUUCACUCCACCACUGAGGGGGUCACUGCUCUGGAACAAGCCAAAGUCCUGGCACAAAUCACAGUUGUUCUCUGCAAGGAGAUAUCGAUGCUGUCGAAAAAAUUCACAGCUUGUUUAGCGACGAUUGGGUCAAAUGAAAAAGGAGAGGUACUGAAUCCGUUAAUCACUGGAGUUUUCCUGGAGGCCUCCAACAGUGCUUCGUAUAUCCAGGAUGCGUUCCAGCUGUUAAUGCCAGUGCUAGAGGUGUCUCACAUUCAAACGACGGCCGACUCGAGUCACUGAUAACGACUCGGCAAGUAGGAAUUUAGACAGGAAGAAGGAGCAUUACGACGUAGGACAGGUUGGAAAUCCAGUGCGUACUUUUGAUGUACUGUAUGGAGUAACAUGACGUGCAAGAUGGACUUUUAUUGUUAAUUUUACCAAAAAAAUAUCAUUGGGAAUUUUUCAAGUUUUCAAAAAUGUCAAUGCUGUUCCAUGUGAUAAAUUUUUGUCUUGUUUUAUAAAUCUGACCAUUUAGAUUAGAAGCUUUCUGCAGCAUCAGCUGUUAAUUCUUUCUCUCUUUUUUUUUUCUUUUCUUUUCUUCUUUUGUUGACAUUUUGCAAACAAUUACAAUCACGUCGAUAAAGAACGCAUCAGUAUCGUUUUGGCCUUAAUGUGUUCAGACUUGUAAUAAUAAAUACAAGAAUUGUAGGUUUUUAAAGAAAUACGUCAUGUGACCUCUUACGUAAGCACUCAUGUAAUCGAUAAGUGUUGUGAUCUAAGGAUAAGACGUGGAACAUUCCUCACGUCGAGGGUCUGUACUGCUACGGUGUUGGUUGAAAGACGCUAUCUCGGGUAGAUCUCGAAUAAAAGAACAAAAGGAGGUUCGGCAUGUGGUAUCAUGUAGUGUGAUGUCAUUCUCAGAAGAAAGAAAAAAAAUUAAGCUACUGUGCUUUUUAUCCGAUUUCAUACUAUUGGCAUUUUAAGUUUAUUAAAAUAAACAUCCUUUGUGAUGCUUUGCCAGGCCUUUACUGCAGCUGUCUUCAGUUGUUGUAUGUUCGUGGGUCUUUCUGCCUUAAGUUUUGUCUUUAGCAAGUGAAAUGCGUGCUCGGGCGGGUUGAGAUCAGGUGACUGACUUGGUCGUUGCAGACUGUUCCACUCCUUUGCUUUAAAAAACUCCUGGGUUGCUUUCACGGUAUGUUUUGGGUCAUUGUCUAUCUGUAAAGUGAAGCGCUGUGUAAUUAACUUCACUGAAUUUGGUUGAAUCUGAGCAGACGAUAUAUUCCUAUACACUUCAGAAUUCAUCCGGCUGCUUCUAUCUUGUCACAUCAUCAAUAAACACUAGUGCCCCAGUGCCAUUGGUAGCCAUGCAUGCCCAUGCCAUCACACUGCCUCCACCGUAUUUUACAGAUGAUGUGGUAUGCUUCGGAUCAUGAGCCGUUCCAAGUCUUCUCCAUACGUUUUUUUUUUUUAUGGUGAACCCCUCUGUAUUUGCUCUUGUGAAGUCUUCUCUUUAUGGUAGACUUGGAUAAAUGAUAUGCCUGCCUCCUGAAGUGUGUUCUUCACUUGGCUGGAUGUUGUGAAGGAGUUUUUCUUUACCAUGGAAAAGAAUCCUAUGAUCGUCCACCACUGUUGUCUUCCGUGGACGUCCAGGCCUUUUUGUGUUGCCAAACUGUUGAUUUGGCCACUCGUAGUGUUCCUGUUAUCUCCCUAUUCUCUCUCUUUCACUUGCAUCGAGAGCUCCUUUGACCGCAUGCUAUGGGUUUACAGCGACCGCGUCCAAAUGCGAAUGCCACACCUGGAAUCACCUCCAGACCCUUUACCUGCUUAAUCGAUGAAGAAAUAACGACGGAAUAGCCCACACCUGUCCAUGAAACAGCUUUCGAGUCAAAUGUCCGAUUACUUUUGGUCCCUUGAAAAAGAGGGGGCUACAUAUUAAAGAGCUGUAAUUCCUAAAUCCUUCCUCUCAUGUGGAUGUUAGUACAUUUAAAUUAAAGACGAGAGACUGCACUUUAAGCCCGUAUUCAUUGUUUAACUGUAACUUGAAUGUUUUGGUAAACAGACAAAAUAAAACUUGUCAGUGUCCAAAUAUAUAUGGACCUAACUGUAUGGAUUUUCCCCGCUCCAAAUUUACUAUAUAAAAAUAUCCUACAGGGUGUCCCAAAAGUCUCCAUAAAUACUGGACUAUGUUUACUAGCACCACGUCUGUUGUGGCUUCAUCAGAGGACGUUCGCGGACGUCCACUUUUUCUCGGUCGGUCCGCCAAACACUUCGUCUUUUUGAAUCUGUUAAUAAGUUUGGCGACAGUGUCGUGCGUGAUGUACUUGCCAUGUUUCCUGUUCAAGUCCGUCGCGACCUUGCGACAUCGUCCCGAUCCAGCCACGAGAAUGAUUUCAAUACGUUCUUCUUUUGUUACAGGCGUUCUUAAAGGCUAUCUGAAAAAAAUGUAUAUUUAAUAUAAACGAAGUAUGGAAAUUUUUGAAAGACAUUUUGCUUAAAAAAAAAAACAAAAAAAAAAAAGUGUUCAUUUCCCCUGUUUAUGGAGAAUUUUGGGACACCCUGUAUUUAAAUGAGUUAAUAUUCUAAAACCUUCCAAGUGAUCCAAGUUAAUUAAAAAAUGUAUGAAGGACAGGAAAAUGAGCAAUUUCCUCCAUUUCAGGUCUAAGGAGAGUAAUGGAAGGUGUAAUAAUAUUACUGUGGAGUCAGGAACUGCUUGCUGACAGCGGCAACUGCAUAAACUCAGCUGGACGGCGGAUGUUUAGGUGAUUCUGCAGCCAUGUGUGGUAAAAAUAAAUAAAUUCAGUAUAACCCUUAUACAAAUCAGUUGUCCAACAUCCGAAUGGCUGACGUUUAAACUGUAUGUUUAAUCACUUUCUAAUCAUCAUCACCAUUAAGAUUAUUCGCAAGACGUUAGAUUUGACUCUUCAUCGUAGGCGUAAAUGAUCUUUUUAGGCGAAAACGUUCUGUUUUCGACCAUCAUUUAUUCUGACAGCAUCCUUAACGAAUAUAGCUAACUGAUAUUAACUAUAUACAAGGCUAAUAUUAGCUACGUCAAACAUACAUUGAUUUUAUUUCAUAUUAAUUAACAUUCUCCAUUUCUCGGGACAAAAAUCAAGGAUGCCUGACGAGUCCAUUCAAAGGCAUGCGGGGAAGUUAGCGGGCUUUUGGGUGUCAGAGACUUUAAUACACCUGCACGAAUCAUUUUAGAUGAAAAAUGCUCUCUUGGCUUAUUUCUGAGUGAUAAUUCGUACUAGUUAAAUUGUGGAACCCCUGUGAAAAAUGUGUAAAGACUAGCAGGUCUGUAAUAUAAUAUAAUCAGAGUCACUAGAUACUGUGUAAUGUCAUGUAGUUGUAUAUGUUACACAAGCCUAUAAAAUACUACAACAGUUUUGUUUUUCUUACAGAAACAUGUAACUGCUUAUUUUUUAAAAUAAACACCUAAGAGAUGA